UUGAAAACCCCAUUGCACGGAAAGCGUGCCCUCAUCGUCGCAGCUCUCGAGGGGACGCAGGGCACUCCGAGACCUCUCACCGACAGGACAUGAUGAUGAACUCCUCCCACGCUUCACCACACGGACAGAUCCAUGGGUUGCCACGGUCUAAACCUAGCUCCUUCUCUUCGACGUCGUCUUCAAUCGGCAGCAGCCAGUCGUCGCAGCAGGCUCCGCACCCAAUGCGCAAACCAUCCACCAAAGCUCUGAUUCUUCAGCGCAAACAUCAAGAAGAUCAGCAGCGAGCAACGCUGGCUAGAGCUGACACAGCGGACGACGCGGUACUGAGCCGGGCGACAUCGGAGGUUGCGUCACAGCUAGCAGCGGAAGAGGCUGCGGCGGCGCUUCGUGAUCGGUCCAACUCGUUGGCGGUCAUGGAGUCCAUGCGCUCACAUCUCCCGGGAAACGGCCACACAAUGAGCGUAAAGGCUACAGCCAAAUUGAAAAAGGAGAUGGGGAAUGCAGCCCAAGUGGUCGAGACGUUUCUAUCGCCGAAGUUGCUCAAGGACCAGUCGAUUCCGCAUGAGUUAUUGGCGGAAGCAAAUGGCCUGGUGUUUGUGACCAUGUACAAGGUGGGGUUCCUCUUCUCAGGCAAGAUCGGAACAGGUUUUGUCAUUUCCCGUACGACUGGAGGCUGGUCGGCGCCAAGUUUUUUAACUUCGGGAGGGUUUGGCUUCGGCAUGAUGGCGGGCGGUGAAAUUGUCAACUACAUGAUCGUCUUGAACUCUAGGAGCGCCGUCAAGGUAUUUACCCGUAAUGGCCAAGUACAGUUGGGCUCGGAACUUGACAUUGCCGUCGGACCCAUUGGCCGAGCCGCUAGCGCGUCGCUUAACGUCGGUGCUGGUGGCGUUGCGCCAAAUUACUCGUAUAGCCACAGUAAGGGGCUUUACGGCGGGAUUGGGCUCAGCGGCGCCGUCAUCUGUACACGCAAGUCGCUAAAUGCAAAAUGUUACGGCCCGAAUGUUACAGCGCGACAGCUUUUAGGCGGAGAAGUGGCGUGUCCGCUGGCUGAGCCGCUUUGGAGAGCGCUGGACAAGGCACUGGGUAUGCAACGUGAGUACGUGAACGGAUUCCCAGUGUUGGCGCCUACGUACACUGGCCUGGCGUGCGACGCAUGCGGCCACGUUCACACGACAGGGAACAGCCGGAACACGUGCGCUAACUGUGGGAACUUGCUGGUCUACAGCAUCGGUGUCCACUCCGGUCGGCGCAAUACCAGUCAGCUUAUUGCCUCGACUGGAGCGAAUCCGGCGGCUUAAGUGCGUCUAGUUUUUCGUGUGCAAAAUGUUGCACACUUUAUUUUAAGACAGUGAGGGAAGUUAAUACCGGUACCGGUAAGUCGAAUGAAUUUGCAAAAAUAAAAA
Messenger RNA from Phytophthora infestans T30-4, 1403 nucleotides. RefSeq lists its product as uncharacterized. The record is from RefSeq and is a predicted model, not a curated record. Bases 222 to 1298 code for a protein of 358 amino acids. The transcript has a single exon. Gene Ontology annotation, molecular function: phosphatidylinositol binding. NCBI's taxonomy places the organism in Eukaryota, Oomycota, Peronosporomycetes, Peronosporales, Peronosporaceae.